GGUCAAGCCCGCUUUUAUUGUUUGGUUGGGUCAGGUCAGGUGAGUCAGCGCGGGUUCAGCUUUUUUCGACGCUUCCACCAGUUUAUCUAAACAGACUAAACCCUCCCCACUGCCCCUAUUGACCCCCCUAUAAAAAAAACUCAGAGAGAGAGAGAGCGAGAGAGAGACAGCCAGAGAGAGAGAGAUCCGCUAUCUUCACUCACCCUUCUCUGUAAUCAUGAGUCUCUUCGGACUUGGAAGGAACCAACGAACAUUUCGUCCCAAGAAAAGCGCGCCUUCUGGAAGUAAGGGAGCACAACUGAGGAAGCACAUUGACGCUACUUUAGGUAGCGGGAACUUGAGAGAAGCGGUAAGGCUUCCUCCAGGAGAGGAUAUGAAUGAAUGGCUGGCUGUAAAUACUGUGGACUUUUUCAACCAGGUGAAUCUUCUUUUUGGCACCCUCACUGAGUUUUGUACAGCGGAAAACUGCCCUACAAUGACUGCAGGUCCAAAGUACGAGUAUAGAUGGGCAGAUGGUGUACAAAUCAAGAAACCUAUCGAAGUUUCAGCCCCAAAAUAUGUGGAAUAUUUGAUGGAUUGGAUCGAAUCUCAGCUAGACGAUGAGUCCUUGUUCCCUCAGAGGCUGGGUGCACCCUUUCCUCCCAACUUCAGGGAUGUCGUGAAAACAAUAUUUAAACGCCUGUUCCGUGUAUAUGCUCAUAUAUAUCACUCUCACUUUCAGAAGAUUGUGAGUCUUAAGGAGGAGGCCCAUUUGAAUACUUGUUUCAAGCAUUUCAUAUUAUUUACAUGUGAAUUUGCUCUGAUUGACAAGAGGGAGCUAGCUCCGCUUCAGGAGCUUAUCGAUUCCAUUGUUGUUCCUUAUUGAAUGGGCUGAAUGUUUUCCUAUAUAAACUUAAUUUACAAAUUUUAUAGACGCAAUAAGGUUCAUGAUAAGAGUGUAUACAUGUGCCAUCGAUAGUUUGCAUUGCAACUAUGUGUUUGAUGUUCUUGUACAAUAUGAUACACGGAUGUUCCGUUUCAAGUUCA
This is a messenger RNA of Daucus carota subsp. sativus, 1026 nucleotides long. RefSeq names its product MOB kinase activator-like 1A. The transcript has 7 exons. Gene Ontology annotation, biological process: signal transduction; positive regulation of protein phosphorylation. The coding region runs from base 218 to 865 and encodes 215 amino acids. Lineage: Eukaryota; Viridiplantae; Streptophyta; Magnoliopsida; Apiales; Apiaceae. Gene Ontology annotation, molecular function: protein kinase activator activity. The record is from RefSeq and is a predicted model, not a curated record. Gene Ontology annotation, cellular component: nucleus; cytoplasm.